AAUACUUUAGGUGUUAUCAGUCGCACUUCAAACAUUACUGUACUAGGACGUGAUCUAAAAUGUUCGUGUAUUUAGUAGGGACCGUUAUAUUCCUGUGCAUUAUACACAUUUUGUUAAACUACAAUGAAAAGGCUCGAAUGAUCAGAAAACUUCCCGGGCCUAGAGACGAUUUCAUCGUUGGCAAUGGAUUGACUGUCAUACGUUCGGCAGUCGAGACAAUGAAAAUUGGAAGAGAAUUUGCCGCUCAAUUUGAUGGAAUCUUUAGAGUGUGGAUAUAUCCAUUUGGUGCUGUUUUUAUUUAUAAUCCUCAGGAUGUUGAGAUAAUUAUGUCUAGUAUGAAGUACGGUGAUAAAAGUAUGAUCUACACAUUCUUGAAGCCUUGGCUACGAGACGGGUUACUCGUCAGUAAUGGAGAAAAAUGGCAGACACGCAGGAAGAUCCUGACUCCUGCUUUCCACUUCAACAUACUGAAGCAGUUCUGUGAGAUAAUAGAUGAGAACAGCGAGAGGUUCCUGGAAGCGCUGAACCAGACCGCGGGGAAGCCCAUCGAUGUGGUGCCUGUACUCUCCGAGUUUACCCUCAACUCCAUCUGUGAAACUGCGAUGGGCACUCAAUUAAGCGAUGAUAACAAUGCUGCCAGAUCGUACAAACAAGCUAUUUACGACAUCGGUUCUGUAUUCUUUGACAGAUUUGUAAGAAUAUAUUUGUACCCAGACUUCAUAUUCAACCUGUCGCCUUUGGGCAGAAGACAAACUAAAUGUUUGAAAGUUGUGCACAGUUUUACUGAGAAUGUAAUAGAACAAAGGAGAGAAUACAUCGAGAAGAAUGGCAUCAACAUUAAUGAACAAAUUGAGGCUGACGAUGAUGACUCGUAUGUUUACAAGAAAAAGAAGAAAACUGCAAUGUUAGACUUACUUCUGUCCGCUCAGAAAGAAGGACAUAUUGACAAGAUCGGUGUGCAAGAAGAAGUGGACACUUUUAUGUUUGAAGGUCACGACACAACUGCUAGCGGUCUGACAUAUUGUUUUAUGUUGCUUGCUAAUCAUAAGAAAAUUCAGGAUAAAAUUAUCCAAGAGCUAGAUGAAAUAUUCGGUGAUGAGGACCGACCUAUUAAGAUGGAAGAUUUAGCGAAGAUGAAGUAUUUAGAAUGUUGCAUCAAAGAGUCCUUGCGACUUUACCCACCAGUGCACUUUAUAAGUCGUCAUUUGAAUGAAGACACAGUUCUAAGUAAUUACACGAUACCAGCGGGAUCAUUAUGCCACAUUCUGAUCUUGGACCUGCAUUAUAGAUCUGACUUAUUCAAGAACCCGACUGAGUUUGACCCUGACCGGUUCCUUCCGGAGAACAGUGUCGGCAGACAUCCAUACGCAUACAUUCCCUUCAGUGCUGGGCCUAGAAACUGUAUAGGACAAAAGUUUGCGAUGAUGGAGAUGAAGAUAGCGGUCGCGAGGGUGCUGAGGAAGUUCUACCUGUCUCCCGUCACGCGACCCUGCGACAUCACGUUCACUGCUGACUUGGUACUCCGGAACGACGGUCCAGUGCUAGUUAAUUUUAUCAAACGAAAAGACGUUACCGAAAUGUGGUUGUAUUUUGGUGUUGUGGCGGUACUUUUGGGUGUUCUAGAUCUCCUCCUGAACUACAAUGCACGAGCUCGGAUGAUCAAGAAGCUGCCUGGCCCGAAGGAUGACUUUAUUGUAGGAAAUGCAUUUAGAAUCAUAUGUGAUCCAGUGGAGUUAAUGAAGCUCGCAAGAACAUUCGCCAAGAAAUGGAAAGGAAUAUAUAGGAUAUGGGUGUACCCAUUCUCUGCUGUGGUCAUUUAUAACCCGGAAGAUAUCGAGUUGAUCAUGUCCAGUAUGAAGUAUGGUGGAAAAAGUAUGAUUUACAAAAUUUUGCAGCCGUGGUUACAAGAUGGACUCUUGCUUAGCAAAGGUGUAAAAUGGCAAGAAAGAAGAAAGAUUUUGACGCCAGCCUUUCAUUUCAACAUUCUGCGGCAAUUCUCAGUCAUCAUAGAAGAAAACACACAUCGGUUGAUAGAUCAGCUGAAGCAGACAUCAGGACAGCCUGUUGACGUUGGGCCGAUACUUUCUGAAUUCACACUCAAUUCUAUAUGUGAAACGGCAAUGGGCACCCAACUUAAUGAACACUCUACGGCCAAAACGUAUAAAAAAGCGGUUUACGACCUGGGAAACAUAUUUUAUCAUAGAUUCAUUAAAAUUUACUUGUAUCCCCAAUUUAUAUUCAAUGCGACAUCUAUCGCACGAAGACAGAAUAAAGCAGUGAAAACAGUACAUAGCUUUACUGAAAAGGUAAUAAGACAAAGGAGAGAGUAUGUAAAAGAACAUGGUUUCGAUAUGUUCAACCAGAAUGUUGAUGACAAUGAGGUCUACGUGUACAAGAAGAAGAAGAAGACUGCCAUGUUAGACCUUCUGCUGUCGGCAGAACAAGAAGGGCUGAUUGAUAAGACUGGAGUACAGGAAGAGGUUGAUACGUUUAUGUUUGAAGGACACGAUACUACUGCAUCAGGACUUACUUUCUUGUUUAUGUUACUCGCUAAUUAUCCGGAAAUUCAGGACAAAGUUGUAAAUGAACUCAAUGACAUAUUCGGAGACUCGCAACGUUGGGCUUGUAUGGAGGACUUGCCAAAGAUGAAGUACUUAGACCGAUGUAUUAAAGAGUCACUGCGCAUGUACCCACCGGUGCACUUCAUUAGUCGGAAACUGAAUGAGGAAACAGUAUUAAGCAACCACACAGUACCGGCCCGUACAUUGUGUCACAUACCAAUAUACGAUCUACAUCAUCGAGAAGAUUUAUUCCCGAACCCCGAAGUGUUUGACCCUGAUAGGUUCCUGCCAGAGAAUAGUGAAGGAAGACAUCCUUAUGCAUACAUACCAUUUAGUGCUGGACCCAGAAACUGUAUAGGUCAAAAAUUCGCCUUAUUGGAAAUGAAAAUAGCAGUUGCGGCAGUUCUUCGCGAGUUUGAACUGAAACCGGUGACGAAACAAUCCGACAUCGUAUUCCUUACUGAUCUCGUACUUCGAAACAAUGGACCAGUGCUCGUCAAUUUUGUUAAGAGAAAUCGAUAAAAUAAUUUUAUUAGAUUAAUCCUAGAAGCUAAUAACUAAUCUUACUCCAAGAUCUCUGGAUCAGUCUAGAUGUAAGCAAAUUUGUCCAUACCACUAAGGGCAAAAACUGAUCCUAAAUACAAAGUCAGGCUAUUUGAUAUACAGUUAGGCUAUUCUACAACUGUUAAUUCGAACUUUCAAGGUGGGUUUGAUCGCAUUCACACCUGUCAUUGGUCUAGAUUAUUCUUACAAUAACACAACAUGAUACGGCGGACUGCGAUUGAGUUCAGCUCGAUCUUCCGAAUUGAAAGUUACAGUAUAGCCUAGCAGGUAAGAAAAUAAAGAUUGAUUGAGUACAGAGAUAGAAGCUGUUACAAAACGUGUAGCUUCAUUAAGUGUAGGUGUAUAUGUAGCUUCGUUGCCUAUGUCCUGCCCCUAUACUGCAUCAAUCUUUAUUUUCUUACCUGCAUGUGGUAUGCAGGUAACUAGGCUGUUUUAUACGUAAGUAUUAAAAUAAGAUAAUAAGAGGUUUUGUGAUGUAAAUAUUAGAUAUUAUACAAUGUGAUAGGGGUGGGACUUCUAACCCGGUAAGUCUGAGUACUACAUCUAAUUUUAUCGACAAAAAAAAAUUAUAUGGGGGGUUGAACCCCCAAUUGAAAAUAUUGAAAAAUAGUGAUUUUUUCGGUAAAAAUAAUUCACAAAUGAUUUUUUUUCUCACCAAAACAUUAUCAAACAUAUGAAAAAAGUAAUGAAUUAGUUAGCCAAGGUUAUUAGCUACCGUUAGUCGUUUUUUUUUUGUUUCUACGACGCAUACAACCUUUGAUAUCAAAAAAAAAGUUAAAAAAUAUUAAAAUAGCCAUAAUUUUUAGGGGGAGGGGAUUUGACCCCUUCGACCCCUGACUUUUGUCCAUAAAAUUAGAUGUAGUACUCAGCCUUAACGGGUUAGAAGUCUCACCCCUAUCACAUUGUAUAAUAACUACUGCUGAAUUUAUCUGUUACUAUAACUUAAUGUAGGUAUGUAAUAGUAAAUAUUAUGUCAUUGAAAA
This is a messenger RNA of Spodoptera frugiperda (fall armyworm), 4108 nucleotides long. RefSeq lists its product as uncharacterized. Bases 60 to 3083 code for a protein of 1007 amino acids. The record is from RefSeq and is a predicted model, not a curated record. The transcript has 18 exons. NCBI's taxonomy places the organism in Eukaryota, Metazoa, Arthropoda, Insecta, Lepidoptera, Noctuidae. Gene Ontology annotation, molecular function: monooxygenase activity; heme binding; iron ion binding.